CGUAAUGUGCGUCGACGAGAAACAUUCGUUUUAAUCCCCGUACGAUUUCAUGUUAUAAUAAACACAUUCAUCUGUUUUUUGCGUUUCUCAGCUUUCUCGUUUGACAGUCCAUAUCCAGUGCAAAUUUUAUGUUGAUCGACAAUUUCCCAUUCAUGGAACAUUGAAUGUGCAGGUCGUUUUUUUUUAAUUAAAUGAUGUAUGUUAACAUGCAUAACUAACGUGAGGCACACUUCAGUUUGGAAAGCUAGCUAACACCUGCAUCGACUCGAAGCCUUCCAACAAUAUUUCCUAUUAUUGACAGCCAGCAAUGCAGAAAACCUGACGAUGAAGCAGACAGCCUCGUCCUUCCGGCAUUGAACUUGUUCAAUAAUUCCUCAGUUUCGAUCAUUCACCUUGACGAAAUGAAUUUUUUGCGUAAUCGUCUUGUUGUUCUGGGCCUGGUGUUGUUGGCCACAUUACUGCUGUACCUGCUGCUGCCAUCCAUUCGCCAGGGCAACAUGGAGCCUUCUCUUGAAGCUCAAAAAAAGGGGCAGAUGGCUACCCCUCCUCCUCCUCCACUUCAAGCCAGCAAUGUGUCUAUUCGCACUGGACAACUGCCUGGGGACCCUCCACUGUUCUUUCGAGAGGCGUUACCUGUUGACGGCGCUGGACGACAGAUAUUACCAAGGCUGCAAGUGGUUCUUCUGCACGGCCAGGCCUUCACAUCCAAUACAUGGGAAGAACUUGGUACAUUGGCUCUGCUGGCAACUAAUGGAUACCAGGCCUUAGCAAUGGACCUGCCAGGUUAUGGAAAAUCCCCUGACUCAGAAGCUCUAAAGACCGACCAGAAUCGAGUAGACCUGCUUUCAAGGUUCAUGGAGUCUUUGGGUGUCAGAGCUGCAGUGCUUUUGAGCCCUUCCAUGAGUGGGCAUUACUCCAUCCCCUUCCUUAUGAAGAACAGCGCUCAGCUACAUGGCUUUAUCCCCAUAGCACCAGUUGGUACCCGAAGCUACACUCCACAGCAGUAUCAAAAUAUUCAGACUCCCACUCUGAUUGUGUUUGGAGCCCUGGACACAAAUCUGGGUGCCCAGUCCCACAAGAACCUCAUACAACUGCCACAUCACUUUGUGCUCAAGUUAGAAGGAGCUCGCCACGCAUGCUACAUGGACAAACCCAGAGAAUUUCACCAAGGAUUGAUCGACUUCCUCAGCAAACUGAAAUGAGAUGUGUAGUGGAGGAAGAUGAGGUAGAAAGUUGGGGAAAAGGAAAGAUGAAGAAAAAAAACAGAAAGAGGACCGCUAUUCCUUUGGUUUAGUCUGGUGACAAUUUUGCUAAAACGUACUAUGAUCAGCAUCCUUCUCAUAUUAUCACAUGAAGCAAAGAUUAUUGGCAUGACAGUAGGUUUUAUCACAUGGAAAAUGGCACGUGUUAGUGGCAGUUAAUAAUACUAUAUUUCAGAUGUUGCCAUUAAGUACUUUUUUUUUUUCAAUUUUCCAGUGUCAUCCAAAAAUAUGAAACAAGUCAGCAGCUUUAUAUAGUGGUGAGUUUUGUUUCAUGUGUUUCAUGUCUCCCUUUGCAUGUAAAAACAUGGAAUGUGUUUUUCUUCACUGUUACCAUUUUUGUAGGUGACAUGUAGGUUAGUGUAUAUAUGCAAAUGUUGCAGGUACAUGUAUUUAAAAAAAAGCUUCUGUUCGCUUUACAUUUGACAUUAGUAUCAAGAUCUGGUGACCAUUUCAGCUUCCAGGCAAACACAUGCUGUUCUCAACAAAGAAAACAGAAUCGAUACAUGAUGUAAUAAAAUUGUAGAAAGAAUAUUGACCUGGAAAAAAAAAA
Monopterus albus (swamp eel) is the source of this 1812-nucleotide messenger RNA. RefSeq names its product abhydrolase domain containing 14A (gene abhd14a). Gene Ontology annotation, cellular component: cytoplasm. The record is from RefSeq and is a predicted model, not a curated record. NCBI's taxonomy places the organism in Eukaryota, Metazoa, Chordata, Actinopteri, Synbranchiformes, Synbranchidae. The coding region runs from base 402 to 1202 and encodes 266 amino acids. The transcript is spliced from 5 exons.